This is a messenger RNA of Cylindrotheca closterium, 546 nucleotides long. NCBI's taxonomy places the organism in Eukaryota, Bacillariophyta, Bacillariophyceae, Bacillariales, Bacillariaceae. The record is from the annotation of a GenBank genome assembly.
AUGCAGGCUCAAGCAACUUCAGAAGAACAAGGAACUAUGGAAAAUGAAGUUGUGAUGAAGGAAGCAGCUGCCAAUAAUGACCAUCCCAACUCUGGGAGGAGGCGCUUUGCACCACCAGAAGACGAAGCUACUUGGCAGGCCAAAUGCCAACAGAUAAUGAAAGGUGCUUUUGGCGGAACAAUUGAAGGUGGCUUGCAAAUGCAACAAGCAAAUGCUGGUUGCAAACUACUGCCACUUGCAGCAAGAGGAGCAAAUGCGGAUGUUGGUCCUGUUGAAGCUGCGAACAUGGCUAUUCUAUUGGGUAAUCCCAGAUCGUUAAACAAACCCUGGUGGGAGUAUCAGCAUGGGAUUGCUGGUCGGAAAACUGCACGUUCUUUCACGGCAAGAGAACAAAGCUCUUCUUGUCAAAUGAAGCAACCAGCUCUCCAGGGGAGGGGAAAUCGGUAUAGAGCUUGUUUGGGGGUAUCGUACCAUAGAGUAUCAAAUAAUGGUACAGUACUAGUAGUACUUCAUAGUACACCCAGCAGAUUUGGCGGGAAUAUGUAG